AUGCCGGCCGGUGUACCUAUGCGACAGUAUCUGACUUUCAUGGCGGCAUCCUUACUAUCCAUGUUUGUUGGAUCACAAGUGGUUCACAAUUACUAUCACCCGCUACGCGACUUGAACUAUUACGUGGAGCGAGAGAUCAAAAUGCAAAGUUUACGCGAAGUGCUACAACCCCCGGAUAAUACAGACUCAUCUAAAAAAGGUUAA
Messenger RNA from Anopheles marshallii, 204 nucleotides. RefSeq names its product protein BRAWNIN (gene sloth2). Gene Ontology annotation, biological process: mitochondrial respiratory chain complex III assembly. The transcript has a single exon. Bases 1 to 204 code for a protein of 67 amino acids. The record is from RefSeq and is a predicted model, not a curated record. Lineage: Eukaryota; Metazoa; Arthropoda; Insecta; Diptera; Culicidae.